Carassius carassius (crucian carp) is the source of this 1154-nucleotide messenger RNA. RefSeq names its product P-selectin glycoprotein ligand 1-like. The record is from RefSeq and is a predicted model, not a curated record. Gene Ontology annotation, cellular component: plasma membrane. The transcript is spliced from 2 exons. The coding region runs from base 167 to 1048 and encodes 293 amino acids. NCBI's taxonomy places the organism in Eukaryota, Metazoa, Chordata, Actinopteri, Cypriniformes, Cyprinidae. Gene Ontology annotation, biological process: hemopoiesis; leukocyte tethering or rolling.
UUUGCGUCAGAGUUUGAGAAGCUCAGCUUUGGUCUGACGCUUCAUGAGGUUUGACUUCCUGUAUUUCCUGCAGUGAGUAGGUUUUGAGACAUAGCAUUGUGAGCGUGUGAGGCGGCCUAAAGUUCAGUUGGUCUCCAGAUCAACACCCGAUCAACAGUAGAAACGGAUGAUGGCAAUGGUAACUAACAGGCUUGGGUGUUUACCAGUUCUUGUUUUCCUGCUGACUUUGAGCAGUUCAGUCACGCCAACUCCUCUUAGGAUGAAAAGGGAAACUAGUCGCAAAGUGACAUCGAUAAACACCAGUGACACACCGAGUACAGCAACCAUAGCAGAAGUUGAGAAUGCAAGAAGCACCACUGUGGAAACGUUACAGACAGUUGAGGUGAAAUCUGAUUCAAAGGUCUCAGCAACUACAGAAUACCUUUAUACUCCAGAUCUGAACCACACCCAACAAAACUACCUGACAGUUCACCAGCCAGCAGAUAAUGAGAGUACUUUUCUCACCCAACUUCCCACAAUAAAUACUAGUACUGGACACAUUUCACAUGCAGGAAGUUCUGCCCCAUCAUUUCCUGCAUCGUUGAAGCCCAGUAAGGCAACAGAGAAGUACAUGACAGCAGCAACAAGAAGAAUGUCCACAGAUGCAAAAGGACCUACUACUGACGUUUCCUCAACAGCCACCAAAAAAUCAACCACAGCAAUGACUCAUUCAUGUUCCACUGCCUCUUCUCAGGAGGACGGAUUUGUGAACCGUUGCCUCAUCGCAAUCGCCUCGAUGGCAGCAUUAACCACCAUCUUUAUCAUUAGCACCAUCUGCUUGGCUACGAAACUCUCGGGAUACAGAUACAGGCACAAGGCGCAGCUUCUCCAAGAGACUGAGAUGGUCUGCAUAUCUGCCCUGCUGAAUGAUACCGAUCACCCAGUUCCAAAGCCAAGACGACAUCCCAAAAGUAAUGGAGCAUUGAUCCCAAAUACUGAGGAUGGAGAUCCUGAUGGAGAUAAUCUCACUCUAAACAGUUUUCUUCCUGAUAACGAAGGCCCUCUUUAGAAGUUGAAAUUUUUCUGUAAGCACUAGGAACCGGCGCUUUAUUGAUGGAUCACAGAAUUUUGUACUCUCAAACAUUGUCAGUGUUCAGCUUUGACACAAACCCAGC